This is a messenger RNA of Podarcis lilfordi (Lilford's wall lizard), 10563 nucleotides long. Lineage: Eukaryota; Metazoa; Chordata; Lepidosauria; Squamata; Lacertidae. The record is from the annotation of a GenBank genome assembly.
AUGAGGAGCCUGAGCUGCGUCCCGCUCCUCUUCCUGCUGCUCUCCACGGGGGAUUCUGCAGUUAUCACUGGGGUGAGAGGGGCAGCCUCUGGGGCGAGGGAUUAUCGCCACCAAAUAGACUUGGCAAAGGGAGUGGAGGGGUGGGUGGGGGGUGACACCUUGCACGAGAAAGGAAGGAAUGGCGAGACACGAGUUAACCCCGACGGUUGGAGCGGGCGAGACAAGUGCGCGCCUGUGCGCCCUUUCUGCCGUCUGAGCCUGGUGGCUAUUUUGGCGGGAAAUCCGGGAUUGGCUGAAAGCAGCACCACCAGCCGAGACGGGCUGGCGGGUAGGCGAGUGCUUUCGAGUGCGAGAGGCAAGAAUGGCUUUGAAGUGUGCUGUGGGGGGUUUUCUGUGGAGGAAAGGACCGACGAGGCGCGCUUUUGGGGAGGCGUUCGCCUGAAACGAGUUGCUGAAGUUUAUGGGGUGAGGCGUGCCUGAUCCUGAGGCUUUGUGUGCGUGCCUGGUGGUAUCCGGCUGUUGUGGGGUGGCUGGAGCUUGCCCCCUGGAGGAUUAUGGCUGUUCUGGGGAAAGAGGGUUGGGACGGGAGACAAAGGCGCGCUCAUGGCAGUCGCCUCCCGCACUGACUAUCUGCUUUAACUGGCUUGUUGUCUAAUUUAAGGCUGGGGUUGUCCCUGGGCGGGAGUUGGGAGCCAGCUGCCCUUGCGCCGUCGCAACCUGUAACUCCAAAAGCUUCCCCCAGCUGCGCUCAGUUUGGAAGUUGAGGCAACUGUGGAGAAGCGGUUUUUUUUUUCUGGAUUCGAUACUCCUGUGCUGAGUUCCUCAGCAUCUUCCUUCCUCUGUCACAUUUAAUUUCUCAUGGCAGGGGAGAUGUUCACUCAGCUCCAGAGUCCGGGAGAGAUUCUCACCUACGUCCACCCCUCUCCCCCUUUCAAAGAGGCGUUUUAAACGAUUCGCAACUCCCUGUUGUCUUGCCAAGAAACUUUUUAUAUAAGUAAUCGAUUGUGGGGAAGGACGACAAGAAGAGCCUGAGCAACACUUUGCAAGGUUCAUUUACUCUUAAAAGCUCCAGCCAGGUAUUUCAGCUUACAGAAAGACUUUGAAAUCAAAGUGACUUUAUAAUAGCCACAUUUUUCUGUGGCUGGAGGGUGGAUAGGCUGCAAUACUUUUAGCUUGUUAAGAUUUUCCCUACUUCUUCCUCUGCUAAGGGCUUGGCUAUUCCUUACAAAGUGUUGUUAUUGACAGAGGUUCUCUAAACGCAUUUUUAAAAACUGCUUUAUUUAACAAUUGUCUUGGCUCUCUACUUUAACUGCUCUAUUUUCCCCCUGCUUUAGUUUGGAUCCAUUGUGCCUUUGAUCUUGAACCUGUUUCAUUGAAUCUGUUUUCCUCCUGCAGUUUGAUUCACUGUUAAGGUCCAGGUGACAGAAGGAAAAAGAGGAGCAGGAGGGACAGGAUGGAAGCUAACAAGUUGCAAGACUUAUAUGACAUACUGGCAAUGCUGAUAGAUUUCUAGCACCAUGAAGGAAAUUAGGCUCUUAAACUAAAUGCUGCACAGAUUCCUUCAUUCAGUACAAAAUACUACACUUAAUAGCAGGUCUCUUCAAAGGUGCUUAAUGUGGCAUUUUUAUUAUCCUCUGCAAUUUGGCACUUGGCUGGAACUUAUGGCAAGACUCGGUAAAGGAGUACAGGAACAACCUCAUGUCCGGUUCCUCUAAUACUUUCUAUUUUAUUUUACAAUUGCAUGAUACUUUAUUUUUACAGGUGUAAAUACAAUUUCAAAGAAAUUAGCUAAAUGACCACUUCUAUAUUCGGGUGGCGUAUGAUCCAGCCUAUGCUGGCUUGUGAACGAGGUAAUCCAGUGGUAGAAGCAGAGAGCGAAUCUUGCAUAUGACAGCAGCGUGUGCAGGAAUAAUUUGACAAGAAACUGAAUUGUAUCCUAGAAGUCAGGUUCCCCUGACUUCUCCAUUUGUAUUAAUGAAAUAAUAAAAGGAACAACUGUAAUUUAGAGUAAUAUUUGUGUUUGGGAUAAAUCUCUUUUCUUUCUCCCUGUUAAAUAUACACAAUCUGCAUAAUGCUUGAGGGCAGUCAAUACAGAUAUGCUGAUUUCUGCACAUAUCAUGUUCUUAAUGCUUACUCAUUCAGCCUGCAGCCUACAUGCUGCUUAGAGACUUUGGUAAUUCAGGGGUAAAUAAAUAAAUAAAUUCUAAAGAAAGCCCCUCUUUUAAAUCUGUUGUUUUUCAUAAUGAAAUGGUUUGAAGCUUACCUUCUUGUCCUUCAGCUCGAAGCACCUAGGUAGCAUAAGCCCUCCACACCCUGGGAAUUAUCCUGAGAGGAGGUGUGUAGGGACCAGACCUCUGAGAACAUCUUAAGAUGUGUGAGGAGGCUCCUCAUUGGCCUUGAGACUGAGGGAGGGGAGAAAAUAAACAGAGCAACCUACCCAAGGCAUCCUAGGAAAGGAAGAGACACCUGGAGUUAGAGCUAUUCUUCUAGAAAAAGAGAUGCCAGAACCCACCAUGAAUGCCAACCUCCUCUUAAAAUGGCAAUGGCACCCACCUGAGAGGUGCUGGUACCCAACUGAGAGGUGCUAGAAAUGAGUUCUGCCAAGUUCUGGCUGAAUAAAAGCCCUGCCUGGACUAAGUAGAAAGGGCAAGAUGAAAAGGUCAAAAAAAGGACUUUUCAUCUACUGCUUUUAGCCUUUUCAAAUUACCCGCCUGGUCUCUAUCUGAAAGCAGAGAAUUUCUGUGGCAGCAAUCUACAGUGAAGAGCUCUGUCUGGUAGUUUAUAUUGAGUGUUUUUUAAAAACAAAAAAUAAAGUAAAAGUGCAGCAAUUCUUGCACACAUAGGAACGUAUCUAGGAUUUAACUCUGCCCUACAAAAUGAACUAGUGAAUAGAACUGAAAUUUCUACAAUGUUAAGAAUAUAUAUGAAACAUUAAAAUAUGAAAAUAGAAUGAUACCAGCUAAAAUCCAGUUAAUAUUUCAGUAUUUAGCAAUUAAUAUUUUAUACAUAUCUUAGGAAUUGGUUUUGCAUUUCCUUCCCUAUUGACAUGUAAACUAACAUAACCUUGUGCCUCAUCUCUGAAUUCAAAAUAAAAUUGUAGUAAUGACUUUGAGUAUUACCAUACAACCAGUUUUUUUAAGCUACCAUCUAUUAUGUAAAUAUGUGCUCUGAUAUCAAUUUUCUUAUUAAAAUUACAUAAUAUUUAUGCAGUAGAGUAGAGUAUAAUUAUAUUCAUAAUGAAAUAUUCUAAAGUGAGCAUUUGUUUCAGUGGACAGUAAUGUUUCCCUCAGAGCCAUUAUCUGUUCAUAAACACUUUCCUGUGAAUCUGCUUAUUUAUGAUGCCAUUGCUCAGCAGAAUCUUAUAGAGCUUCACAGUCCAAGUAUUUGAAAUGAAACAAAAGCAAAGUUAUUUUUGCAGUGCAGUCCUAACCAUGUCUUCUCAGAAACAUGACCAACUAAAUUCAGUGGGAUUUGCUGCCAGGUAAAUGGGGUUAGAAUUAAAGCCAGAAUGUAUUCCAUGAUUUCAGUAAGGCGGGUGUGGGAAACCUUUGGUCCUUCAGAUGUAGCUGACCUCUAACUUGCACCAUUGCUAACCAUUGGACAUGUUUGCUGUGGCUGAUCAGAAUUGUAGUUCCUCAUCAUGUAAAGAGCCAACGGUUCCCCACAUCUGCACUUAGGGCAUUUUCAAAUCCACUUUGGUAUUAAACUGAUCUUAGUCCAAUCUUGGGGACACGGGUGGUGCUGUGGGUUAAACCACAGAGCCUAGGGCUUGCCGAUCAGAAGGUUGGCGAUUCGAAUCACCGCGACGGGGUGAGCUCCCGUUGCUCAGUCCCUGCUCCUGCCAACCUAGCAGUUCGAAAGCACGUCAAAGUGCAAGUAGAUAAAUAGGUACCGCUCCAGCGGGAAGGUAAAUGGCGUUUCCUUGCACUGCUCUGGUUCGCCAGAAGCGGCUUAGUCAUGCUGGCCACAUGACCCAGAAGCUGUACGCCGGCUCCCUCGGCCAAUAAAGCGAGAUGAGCGCCACAACCCCAGAGUCGGCCACGACUGGACCUAAUGGUCAGGGGUCCCUUUACCUUUACCUUUAGUCCAGUCUUAGCUGACUUAUCACCUUUGUUUUCAAGUGAAGUUUCUACUAUGAAGUUGUUUUUUAUUUUAAAAUGAUAUAAGAUAAAAAAAUAUAGACAGUCUAUACUCAGCCUGUCAGCAUCUUACAGAUACAGAGGCAGGUGCCUUGUCUCAGCUUUCAUGCUAUUGUCAUGACCACGGAGUUCAUCAGCACUCCAGAUACAGAGCUGGAGGCCACAGAUGCAUCAGCUAAGGAGCCAAGUUGAGGGUUCCAAGCUUCCUACUCAUUUUCAGAAGGCCAUGGCACCUGUCAGAAACCCACAGAAGGAACUCCCAUAGCUGUAGGACUCAAGUCAGGACCCUCACAAGUGCCUUCCCUGAAGAACCUGAUACCUAUCACUGCACUUAACUGAUCCUGCAGUACAGGGAGAACACUUGGAGGGAAGCUGUGGGAUGCAGAAGAAGUGCUGGCCCUUUUAAGACUCUGAAGUUCAUUCUUAUGGUGGUUUUAGGUGGCACGUGGUAUCUGUAGGUGGCUAGCAAUAUCACGUUCUCCUUUUUGGUAUCGUUGUCAUGCUCUCCAACUUCACGGAUCUUUGUAUACAGAAACUGGCUGCUCAUGCACAACUAUGUAUGAGGAUUUGUCCAGGGAAAGUGACCUUUGAGGAGAACAAGGUGUCUGUAAUCAAACAGCACAGGAGUAGUAUACUACAACUCACCUGCCACACAUUAGCAUGGAUUUGUCUAACAGGCAUUAAAUCACCAGUCCUUAAGCAACCAUUCAUUCUACCAGUCUAGGAUUCCUGCUGAUUUUAACAUAAUAAAACAGUACAAAGACUUUUUAUUUACAAAUUAAAAGGAAACUGACUUGAUGGGCAAGGAGUUUUAGCCUGUUCUGGUCAUAACAGUAUGGAAGAGGCAAGGGUGGGAAACGAACACGCAGGAGACUUUAGAGCUUGAAUGAAUCCUCAUUUUGUCUGAAGGUUCUCCUGAGUAAAUUUUUAUAUAAAGUGUUAACCAAAUAUUUUGGGAUAGGAUGUUCAAUAUAUUUAACUUUUGAUGCCUGCCAGUCUUUUAUAGCUGACAUGUCAUGGUAUUUAGUAUAACUAUGGUCAGCAUGAAUGCCUCAGAUUAUUCCCUGAUAAAUUGUGGCCUAUGUGUGUCACAAAUGAAUAAAUACUCUAAGAAUCUUCUUUUCAAAUCGACUUUUACCAGAAAUUAUAAGAUAGACAAUGAAUAACAGAAAAGCUUUAGGCUGCAAUCCUAUUGUCACUUACAUGAGAGUGCAAUCCAUUAAAUUCAAUGGUACUUCUGAACAGGAAUGACUGGGAUAGUGUUGCACAUGUUUUUUAUGGAAGUUGUAAUUUAUUUUCUUAAAUUUCUUGUGGUUUUCUGUAAUUUUGUUCUUAGCAUUCUUAGAUUUUUGUAAACCACUAUAUACUUGCAUGAGUAAACCACUAUAUACUUGCGUGAGCAAGCUUGAUUUAGAAGAGCUUCAGUUAAUAUCCAGAGAAACAAGCUCCAAUGACUUGUUCCAUUUUUAGCUACAGAGUUAUGCCUGCUAUAAAUAAAUCAAAACAUUAAAAGUAUUCUAAUAGAAAGAAAAGAGGGCUUCUGCUUUUGUUGGACCAGAUUAAUAUUGUUUUUGUGUUUCAGAAGUGAUUGUAGGCAUCUGGUGGAGAUAAGACAGAUCUUACCUCUGCCUGAACAUUGAGACAUUGUAUUGUUAAAUAUCACAAAUAUUUGCUCUGCUAUUCUGUGGCAUAAAAGCUAAUAUAGAACCUCUUGCUACGCAUGUUUCUUUUGGCAACAAAUAAUCAUUUAACCCAUCAUCUCAUUCUGUCUGGCACCAUUCAUGGUAUAAAAUAAUUUAGUAGCCUGGAUCCAACUAAAUAAUCCCCACUGGUUUCAGUGGGGCCUUUGUGGCUGACUUUAGCUGAUGGAUCCAGAACACAGGUUAUCUUUACUUGAACUGACAGUGGUGGUUGGAGGAAAGACAGCAUGUGACAUUUGAUAUGUAGGUUCCACCUGUUAAGAUUAAAAGAUUUCCAAUUACUAAAUCUAAGGAUUUUUAAUUUAAAGAAACAAACAAACUUGCUUCAGCUUCUAAUGGGCUAUAUGACCAUGUGAAUCCCGAACCCCACAAUUUCCUUGUGUUAGCAAAGCCUCUUGAAAAUAUAGGCUUUUAGAUGUACAAUAAGAUAAUGGGGUAGUAGUCCAGUUUAUUUUUAGUAAUUUUACUUAUCUAAUACUGUGUGUCUGUUUAUUAUGUUUAAGGCUUGUGACAGAGAUCUACAGUGUGGUGGAGGCAUGUGUUGUGCUGUUAGCCUCUGGAUUCGGAGCCUGCGGAUGUGCACACCAAUGGGAACCUUGGGAGAAGACUGUCAUCCUUUGAGUCAUAAAGUUAGCAUUUUUUUCUGGUACCUUGUGUGAUACCGUAACUGACAGGGUAGAAGGAAAUAUGAAUAUAUUUUGUUGUGAGUCAAACUGCAUAAAAUAUUAUCCAUUGCAAAAGUGCAAGAACAUAUACUUUACAGAGGAAGUUUUCUUUUUAUGGAAACAGCAUCAUAAGAACAUACGCAAAUAAAUAUAUUACUGUCAGUGUUAUUCUGUAAGAGGUCUUAAGGUAAAAAAAAUAAAGUCCAAUGCUUUUCUUUCACAUUACAGAAUAUAAGCAUCUUAAAACUAUCCUUAUACUCUUGUUUCUUAUAAGUAAUCAUUCAAACCCUGCUGAUUUCCAGAGCUAUUAAUCAUUUGAGUAGGCAAAUUGUUCAGGUAAUCAAAGUACCUCAUUGCUUCCUUCCAGAAGUUGGAAUCCAACAUUGUUUUGAGUAGUCUUCUGAUCACGUGCCUUUCUCUCAUCUCCUCUGCAGCUCUCCUCAACCCUCUAUGGUAGAUUUUAAGGGUACACAAGGGCAAUUUGGGGUGGGGCAUUGCACAUGUGAUGUCAGGAUAAGGUUACCAGAUGUUUUUCAAUGAAUCCGGGGGCACUUAUUGUUCGCUACAUACAUGUGAAUCCUGAGAAAGCUGUAAAUCUGGGGACUAUCCCUGGGAAACAGGGACAUCUGGUAACCUUACAGCAGGAGUCAGAAGGAGCCUGGGGCAGAUCCGAACAUGGCAGUCACGUGGCAUCAAUGGCCAGUUGCUCCUCCACCACCACCUCCUGGUGCUGCCACCUGCAGGAAGUUGCUUCAAACUUCCUUCCCCUCAGCGGCAGGAGAAGAAGGAGCCGGCCACUGGAGCCACACUAUGCUGGGCUCCAUGCUUCGCUUUCGUGCUUUUUGAACACCCCAAAAAUAUUCAAGGUGGCCAAACACCCCAGAAAUAUUCAGGGAGGCCAAAAGAGCUCAGCCCCAGGAGCUGGCACUGCUGUUCAGGUAUUUGGGGCCUGUGUUGUUUAGCCCUUUAAACACUAACAUGAGCAUCUUAAAUUGGGCCCAGAAACAAACAGGCAACCAGUGCAGCUGUUUUAAAAGAGCAGUUAUGUGAGAUCUAAAUGGAACUCCAGCCAGUAAUCUGGCUGCUGCAUUUUGAACCACCUCUUCUUUUGGAAAUUAUGCCUGGUCUGCCUGCCCCCCCUCCCCCUGCCGCCCCCUUUUGAUAGGAGUCUGAGAAUAUAGUCCAAAAUGUUUUGAAAAUAUUAAGGUUCAUAGCUUAUGGUUGUACUCUCUUACCAUUGCUAGACUAUAUGACAAUACUCUGUUCCUAACCAUAUCCACAUUUCACUAUUGCACCAUGCACUUAGACUUACUGUACUGCUCCGCCUCUUUUUCUUGUUAAGGAUAUAGCUCAGUCUCAGCUUGUAACCUAACAAUGGAGCUCUCUUCAACCUUUAAGUAGCAUUGGCAAGACCCAACUGACAGUCUGACACUCAGUUGCUUGCUAGUACCCUAUGUACAAAUCAUUGGUUUUUCUUCAUAUUGUUGUAUCUGGGCAGACAAUGGACGGGAUAGUCCAUAAAGCUGCAAGAAGGUACUGCCAUCCUUUUUCUCCCCUAAAUACAUUCAUGCUCAUUCCAUGCAAUGAGGGGUGGAGCCAUUACCUUUCUUCCCAUUUCUUUCUUGGUCUGCUGUUAAAGAAGAAGCAGGGAAGAAUGUCACUGACUGCAUAUUCUUGAAAAUCUUGGUCUUGUUUUGUAUUGUUUCUAGCACUGGUUCUCAAAGUAUUUACUGUUCAGUAAAAUUAGUCCUUGCAAUUUAGCCUUGAAGCUAGGGCUGCCAUACGUCAUAUCCAGAAUACUGCAGCCGAUGUUCCUCAGAAAUAGCUCAAAAUCAUCCAAUUUAUUUGCAAAAAAGCUCAUAUUAUCCAUAGGGGUUACAGAAGACCAUUCAAAGUGUCAAAAUACUGACAUUCCCCAUUUGUCUGCUGGUCAGGUACAAAGCAGACAUAUUCAAUUUCUAUUUUCCCUCACUACCACACCACUGAGUUUAAACUUGAUCUGCAAGGACAAGCCUAAAUUGAAAGGCAAUUUUGUCUUCAUACUAGAUUAGCCUUGAGUGCCCUUUGUUAAAUCACACAUGGAGAGCUUGUAAAGUGGACCACCAACUGAUAUAAGCUGAUCAGAGAUCAGUAAAGGCAUACUGCUUAAAUCAGAACACAGAUUAAAUGUUAGUCUUUCAGAUAAGAUUGAGUUGCAAUUCAUUUAGCCCUGCUACCACUUCUAUAGAUUUUUUCCUUUCGAUUAAGGUGAAUAAAAUAUUAUUUGUGCAACAUUUUAUAAAGAAAAAAAUACACAACCUGAUGCUUUGACAAUAAUACUGUAAUGCAAGAGCAAAAUGCAUUGGUCUUUGAGAAGAAAAUCUGACACAAAAAAAGGUCUUGUUGACCCCAGUGAAUUGUGUUAUUCUGAUGGGACUAGAUACAUAAUUAAUCCCAACCAAUUAUUUGCAGUAACACUAUGAAACAGCAUUAUUGGCAACAGUUUUGUUUUUAGAGGAAAAUUUUGCUGUGGGUGUAUGAUUUGAAGAAAUACAUAAUACCCCCAAGCCCAUGGUUUUUAGCAAAAAGUAGGUAAACCAUACUUGUAAACCAUGUAGCUAACAUGGCACCCUUCAAACAUUGUUGAACUACAACUCCCGUCAGCCUCAGACAACAUUGUCAGUGGUCAGAGAUAAUGAGAGUUGUAGUCCACAACAUUUUGUGGGCACCACAUUGGCUACUCCUAUCCCUGCCACAGAUAUCAAACAGACUGUAGAGGUUUAUAGCAAAGCAAACAGGAACAGGAGAGUAAGGGAGUUCACAAACCUGACAAGGCAUAGAUUUUGGCAUUUACGGUUAUACGCUCCUCCAAAACUGUACUGCUUCCCAGCUCAGUUGUACAAGAGGAGAAACAAUAAUAAGGCAUUGGGAAGGGGUACGCUGCAGUAAAUAGCACCAUCCUAUUCUUUUGACUUGUCACAUGCAAAAUAUUUUGGCUACUAUAUAUACAGAUAAAUUGUAUAUACUGCAUAUACAGUUCAACUGCCUGCUUCCAUUCCCUUCCCAGUCUCAUCAAUAUGAAGCAGAUUCUGAGUCAUUCUGAAAUAAUUUUUGAAGCGUUAGCUCAAGUGUCUUCAUAUGUGUUUGUCCUGCUUACAUCAUAAUAAAAUUUGAUUUUGACUUGUGUUUCUCAUUGGCUGAAAGUGUGGCAUUGCACUGAUCUGCACAUAAUCAACUCCUAAACUUCUGACUGAAAGGAAUCCAUUUGGUUCCAUUUUGUAAAAGCAAGGUAUUCUAAAGAUGAACAGAUUUAUCUGCCCCAUUGAGAAAAAAAUUCUGAGGUGCUUAACAGAAACAUUGGGCAAAAAUAAAGUGAAACCUGCCUGUGCAGCUGGUAGGUAAGAAGAUUUUUGAGGCUCUGUGCAAUCUUACAAGUCUCAUGCCCUAUUACAAGUCCUAUGCUGCUCCUGUUGAACCCAUUUCCUUUUUUUACAGGCAAAUAUUGAGUGCUAUUUCCAGGAAAGCACUAGAAAUAUUUAUUCUCCCACAGGUACGACAUAGGUAUAUGUUCUUGGAUGAUCCUAUUGGAAGGCCCAAUCUGAAGCAAGGUAGCAUAUGUGGGAUAGCAAAUACCAACACUGUAAAACUUUGGAUUAGGUCUUUGCCAAAAGUGAUACUCCCAUUGGUACACCAUAAUAAUCUACACCAGACUUACUGCUCUUUUGAAAUGAUGGUUGUGUACACAGAGGAUCAGUUUCACAUUAUAUAGUUAAGAAUAAACACCAAGAGAGGAAGACAGGUCAGUAUACCUGUAAGGAAGAUGGGAUAUGUUUUUGGGGAUCCCUUUGAACUAGUUUAAUAUACUAGUGUGGAAACUUUAGUGUUAAUGGCAGGCACCUACUGCUGAGUUGUCUUCUUGCCUUCAUUUCUUUAACAUUAACUAUUUGUUUUCAGAUUCCAUUUUGGGGGAAGAGAAUUCAUCACAGCUGUCCAUGCCUACCUAAUUUGGCUUGUGUCUGGAUUUCUCCUAGCAAAUACAAAUGUUUACCAGAGUUCAAAAACGAAGAUAUCUUUUUCUAG